AUGGAUGUGGUUUCUUUUUUUCAUUUUUUCUUUCAGAUUUUCUUCCUUGCUUUCUUUCUUUUAUUUUUGGAUUUCUUUUCAUUCUUUUUCGUUUCAUUCCUUUAUUCCAUGUCAAGAUUAAUUUUACUUUCGUCUUUGUUUUCUUUUGUUUGUUUGUUUGAAUAUUCUUUCUUUUUUUUCUUUUUUUAUUUAUUAAUAUCUGGAUACUCUUCUGUUUCAGAUAUUUUUCUUUUAAAUCUCAUCUUUUCACGAAACUUUCCAUUUUCUUUUCUUUCUUUUUUCUUUCUUUCUUUCAUUUUUUCUUUUUUAUUUUCAUACAAAAUUCACGUUUUAAUUUAUUUUUCUUUUUUCUUUCUUUUCUUUUCUUUCUUUCUUUCUUUCUUCUUUCUUUCUUUUUCUUUUCUUUUGGUUUUUUUUAUUUAUUAUUCUAUAUCGGGAUUAUCAAUUGUUUUUGCAGAUCUUUCUUUCAUUUUCUUCUUUUCUUUUCUUUCUUUCUUUUUUUUUUUUCUUUCUUUCUUUCUUUCUUUUAUUAACUAUAUCUUUCAAAAACUAUCAGGACACCCUUCGAUUUUUAACUCCCUUUUUUUCUUUUUAUUUCUUUUCUUUCUUUUUCUUUCUUUCUUUUCUUUAUUAUCUCUAUAUUUGAAAAAUAAAAAUUCCAUUUUCUUUCUUUCAAAUCUUUUUUUUUUUUCUUUUUUCAUUAUUUCUUUCUUUCUUUUCUUUUUAUUAUCUCUAUUCCACCCUUUUUUAAAAUCUCUUUCUUUCUGUUUUUUUCUUUUCUUUUCUUUCUUUCAUUUCUUUUUUUCAAAUUCUUUUUAUCUCUUUCAAACACCCUUCACGUCUUUUCUUCUUUUCUUUCUUUUCUUUCUUUCUUUUUUUCUUUUCUUUUUCCUUUUAUUAUCUCUAUAUCGGAAUCUUCAUUUUAACUCCCUUUUUUAUAUUUUUCUUUCUUUUCUUUUCUUUCAAAAGCUUUUCUUUCUUUUAUUAUCUCUAUAUCUGGAUAAACGUUUCAACUCCCUUUCUUUCAAAACUUUUUCAAAACUCCUUUUCAUUCUUUCUUUCUUUCUAUUGCUAUAUCUAGAUACUUUUUUCAGUCUCUUCUUUUUUCUUUCUUUUGUCGUUCUUUUCUUUUAUUAG
Messenger RNA from Acanthosepion pharaonis, 1137 nucleotides. The record is from the annotation of a GenBank genome assembly. Lineage: Eukaryota; Metazoa; Mollusca; Cephalopoda; Sepiida; Sepiidae.